UCUCCCUCUCCCCAACUCCCUCUCCAACUCUCUCUCUCUCUCUAGCUCUCUCUCUCUCUCUCUCUCUCUCUCUCUCUCUCUGAACGAUGCCCCAGGUGGAUCUCGAAACCCUCGCCUGCGGCGGCAGCGACCGGAAGGUCGCCUGCGAGACUCUCAUUGACGCCGCCGCCGCCGACGACGACGACGACGGCGACGAGGAUCGGCCGGAUCCACCGCCACCGCUAACGGCGGCGGAGGCGGAGGCCGAGGACCCCGACCUCCCCCCGGAGUCGAUCGAGGUCCCGAUCGGCGGGGAGGGGAUCGACUGGGCGAGCCUAAACGCGGUAUACGAGCGGGACGACUCCACCAAGGGGAACACCAACCCCAAGUCCAACCACUCGAACCCUAAUCCUAACUCUAACCCUAACCCUAACCCUAACCCUAGAGCACGCACGAAUGCCAGCAACGCGAAGAAGACCCCCAUCAUCGCCUUACCUGGAAGGUUCGUCCCGCGGCGGCGGAGGCCGACCCCCCCGCAGCCCCCGCAGCCCCCGCAGCCGCAGCAGCAGCCGCAGCCGCAGCCGAGGCCGCAGGGGCGGAUCAUCCCCAGGGCGGCGGAGGCGGGGGCGGGGGCCGAUCCGGGGUCGCCGGAGGUCUCGUGCUUCGGGAAGGUGCUGUCCGACCGCGAGCGGCGGCCGCGGCGACCGGCGGCGCGAGGCGGCGGGUGCUGGGCGGCGCUUGCGGCGGCGCUCGGUUGCGGAGAUACGAAGAUGGCGGAGGUUGAGGAGGAGGAGGAGGAGGAGGUGGUGGUGGUGGUCGGAGGAUGCUCCGCGCGUUCGCACGCGAGGGAUUAUGCGGGCGAUCGGGGGUUGAAGAGAUUCGCAUCGGGGCGGAGGGAACGGGAAGGGGAAUGGGGACACGUGGCGGAGGGAGGCGAGGGGAGGUGGGGGCGGGGGUCGGUGGGUUUGGUUGUGAUGGAGGACGCGGGAACAGGUACGGGUACAGCAGGAACAGAGCGUAAACGGGAAUAAACGCCGGGGAGACGCUCUGUCACUGUUUUAGUGGGGCCCAGUGUUUUUGUGCUGAGUACGUACGUUCGUUCUUUGGCGGAUUUUGGUCGCGUUAUUUCGUGGACCGCGUCUAGCACGUCAUCUGUAGACCGGACCAAUUAAAUACUUCCAUACUUGAAUUGCUGGGUAAGAGGUGUUUCAUGUCUGCAGCAGCUAAAUUGUAUGGUCUAUAUCACGAACUAAUUAAAUCUCUUCUUUGGAGAAAAAAAAAAAAAAAAGAAGAGUAUAAUUAUAAUAUUUUUUUAAACAACUAGGGUGGAAUAAAAAAUUUAAAAAAAUAGAUGAUAUGCUGUGAUGGAUAGGACCUCAACAGGCUUUUUUAUGUAUGAGUUGUUAAUUUUCUUCUUUUGUUACCUUACGAAAUUUAUAUUUUUUGUAUUUUUGGUGUUCGAAGAUUUGCACAUGCGUUGUGUAAUGUUUGCCCCUUUCAAUUUAUUCUAUCUACUGCUGUAUAAAUUUAUUUAUUA
Messenger RNA from Ananas comosus (pineapple), 1516 nucleotides. RefSeq names its product atherin-like. The transcript has a single exon. The coding region runs from base 87 to 1010 and encodes 307 amino acids. NCBI's taxonomy places the organism in Eukaryota, Viridiplantae, Streptophyta, Magnoliopsida, Poales, Bromeliaceae. The record is from RefSeq and is a predicted model, not a curated record.